CUCCUCGCUCGCUUAAUUACGCAAUCAAUCCUCACCUUCCUCCAGACAAAGUUGGCGUGGUCAAGCAUGAACUCUGGAGACUGUUUCAUCCUGGACCUCGGUCUCACCAUCUACGUCUGGAACGGAGCCAGUGCCGGUCUCAUGGAGAAGAGGAAGGCUCUGGAUGUGGCUCGCCGCAUCCGGGACGAGGAGCGAGGUGGACGGGCCGAAAUGGGAGUCAUGGAGGAGGGUACGAUGGACCCGGAGUUUGUGAAGACAUUGAAUGCCAUUGCCGAUGGGACUCCCAAGGACAUCUGUGACCCGACAGAUGACACCACCUUCGAGAGGAUCUCCAGGGACUCUGUGAAGCUGUACCGUGUGUCUGACGCCAGUGGGAGUCUGGAGAUCACAGAGGCCGGGUCCUACCCUCUCUCCCGGGACCUCCUGGACAGCAACGAUGCCUUUAUCCUGGACACUGGGUCUGGAGGCAUCUUUGCAUGGCUGGGAAAGAAGGCCACCAAGGAGGAGAAGAAGGCUGCCUUCAAGAACGCUGUGGACUUUAUCCAGCAGAAGAAGUACCCGAACUGGACCCAUGUCACCACGGUGCGUGAAGGGGCGGAGACUCCGCUGUUCAAACAGAACUUCAGCAAGUGGAUCGGGAAGAAUGAGACCACCUCCCUGGCCACCGGUCGUGUCUCCACCACCACCAAAGUCCAGCCCAAGUUUGACGUGAACAAGAUGCACACCAAGGGAUCCCGAGAGUCCCAGCACCUUGUGGACGACGGCUCGGGCAACGUUCAGGUGUGGCGUAUCGAGGACUUUGAGAUGGCUCCCGUAGACCCAAAUAUGUACGGCCAGUUCUAUGGUGGAGACUCGUACGUCAUUCUCUACACCUAUGUUGUCAACGGGAAAGAGAGCUACAUCAUCUACUUUUGGCAGGGACAGGAGUCGUCCCAGGACGAACGAAGUGCAGCAGCACUCCACGCGGUCCAUCUGGACGACAAGUAUGGUGGAGCUCCGGUGCAGGUGCGCGUCGUGCAGGGGAAAGAGCCGGACCACUUCCUCCUGGUGUUCCGUGGCCGCAUGGUGGUCCACUCGGGCGGCCGUGCCAGCGCCUUCAAGAACAGGUUUUGACACGGACAGCUACGACGUGGACGGGACUCGGCUGUUCCACGUGCGAGGCACCAACGAGUUUGACACGAGAGCUGUCCAAGUGGAGGAGAAGGCACCCAGCCUCAAUUCCAACGACUGUUUUGUCCUCGAGACACCGAAGUCCACAUACAUCUGGUAUGGCAAGGGCUGCAGUGGAGACGAGCGACAGCUGGCAGACAACCUCUCCAAGAGCAUCUCCCCGGGCAGGGAGCCAGUCAAGGUCACCGAGGGCUCUGAGAGCACCGAGUUCUGGGACUCCCUCGGAGGGAAGGCACCAUAUGGAUCUGGUAAGUGGCUGGAGGAGGUGGUACCAACAGUUCCUCCUCGUCUGUUCCAGUGCUCCAAUGCCUCUGGGAGGUUCAAUGUGGAGGAGAUCUUUGACUUUGCUCAGGCUGACCUGAUCCCAGAGGAUGUGAUGAUCCUGGACACGUAUGCUCAGGUGUUUGUCUGGAUAGGGCACGAUGCUAACGAGGUGGAGAAGAAGGAGGGACUCAAGUCGGCCAAGGAUUACAUUGAGUCUGAUCCAUCUGGUAGAGACCUUGACUCCACUCAGCUCCUCCAGGUGAAGCAGGGCUUUGAGCCUCCGAUCUUCACCUGCCACUUCCUGGGCUGGAGCUCUGACCUCUGGGCCCAGGACAAGUCCUAUGAGGUCUACCUCAAGGAGGUGAAGCAGGGGGUGACAAAGGUGGCAGACGAGCUGGCCAAGUAUGACCCAAACACAAAGUUCCCCUAUGAGAAGCUGAAGGGGAAGAACAACUGCCCCACUGGAGUUGACCCAUCCAACAAGGAGCUUCAUCUGUCAGAGGAGGAGUUCAGCAAGGUGUUUGGGAUGAGUAUCCAUGACUACCGCCCCCUGCCCCAGUGGAAGAAAAACAACCUCAAGAAGAGUGUGGACAUGUUCUAAAUGGAGCCUAGACAUAGAACUUAGUUUUUAAAAACUUUUCUCUAGCGAAGCGUAGUAUAUACACGUAUUAUGCUGUAUGUCUUUGUAUGGAGCAUUUUUUACCAGGUGUGCAAAAAAGAGAUAUAUUAUGUUGAUAGCGUAUAAACUGCGUUGCAAAACACAACAGCAUUAUUAAAAGUAACACAUGGAAAAACUC
Messenger RNA from Geodia barretti, 2231 nucleotides. The record is from the annotation of a GenBank genome assembly. NCBI's taxonomy places the organism in Eukaryota, Metazoa, Porifera, Demospongiae, Tetractinellida, Geodiidae.